UUAUCUUUUAUUAUAACUUAAUUUUUGUAUAAAGUAAAAAAGUCAUGACUGAAAAAAAAAGAGUACUUAUGAUCUGUUUAGGAAAUCUUUGUCGUUCUCCUAUAGCAGAAGCAGUUUUUUAUGAUCAAAUAAAUAAGUUAGGCUUAAGUGAUUCAUGGGAAGUAGAUAGUGCAGCUAUUAUAGGAUAUCAUAUAGGUAAAAACCCAGAUCAUAGAUCAAUGUCUAUAAUAAGAGAAAAAGGUAUCACUGAUUAUUCUCACAAAGCACGACAAAUCACAAGAGAUGACUUUUUUAAAUUUGAUUGGAUACUUGCAAUGGACAAUAGUAAUAUUAAAUAUUUAAAUAGUAUGAAACCUCCUAAUACUACUGCUAAAAUUGAACUUUUAGGAAAAUAUGAUCCUGAAGGAGAACUUACAAUUCGGGAUCCUUAUUAUGAUGUUCACAUUGCUGGAUUUUAUAAGGUAUAUGAACAAUGUUUGCGAAGUUCAAAAGCAUUUUUGGAAAAACAUAAAAAUAAAUAAUCAGAUUGAAGCUUUAAAGUAAUUUAAAUGAUAUUAUUGAAAUAUCAUAUAUACAUAUAUUUAAAAAUUCUUAAAAAGAAUAAAUAUUCAUUACAAAAUU
Molecule: messenger RNA, 621 nt
Organism: Apis mellifera (honey bee)
Lineage: Eukaryota; Metazoa; Arthropoda; Insecta; Hymenoptera; Apidae
Product: low molecular weight phosphotyrosine protein phosphatase
Exons: 5
Coding region: 45-521 (158 amino acids)
Biological process (GO): protein dephosphorylation
Cellular component (GO): cytoplasm
Molecular function (GO): non-membrane spanning protein tyrosine phosphatase activity; acid phosphatase activity
Source: RefSeq, a predicted model, not a curated record